AUGGCCCAGUCUCUCGCAACCAAGACCCUCACUCUCACCUGCGUCCCGCCUAACGUGGACAAAUUGCCUACCGAACCAAAGAUUGAGGACGAUUUUGUGCCUGCCACGGGAACGUUGAGCCCAGUGGGAUGGAACACAACCAUUGGCGGCGACGGAGGCAAUGCGCUUGCGCGUGGAAUCGGAGUCGGACUCAUGGGGAACUUCUUCACCCCGGGUAUUGUCCCAGGAAUACCCUCUACCAUCGCUGACAUCGUCCGGGGCGCUCGGCUCGGUAACACUGGGAUCCCCGCCGCGGAGCUCGCCCGACUGGGUCUCAACUCGCCUGACUUCUACUCUGCGAUCGGGGCCGUCACCGGCGGCUUAGUGUCGUCGGCUACUGCCAUUGCGGCGUUGGCGAAACGAGUGAGCCACGACUUCCCCACGCUGUGGUAUGUCAACUUCCCGCAUAACAUGUCGGCUGCCGACGCCGAGUUGGUCGCGCGGCACCGGGAGAGUAUGCUGGAUUUUCGAAGCUGGUCGUCGAAGAAGUGGUGGGAGGAGGUCGACCGCCGGUAUGGACGGGUCGAUGACACUGUUGCGAGGUUGAGUCAGAGUAAGGAGUUUGCGGAGAUUGCGUUUGAAGAUAUGGUGAAGAUGUCAUGGCUUCGCACCACUCGCCCUCCGCACCCCGACCAGUACAACUUUGAUUGUGAACGUUAUCAGCUCCACACCCAGAUGAUUUCGUGGGUGCUUGGCCGAGGCUGGUGGACGCCCAGUGAGGAUACUGCGCGAAUCCUCGAGCCCAUCUUCGAAAGCAUUGUCAGGGGCGCUUUGGCAGGAAGCAGAAAUUACAGCCAAAUGCACAAUGUCGUAAUGGAAAAAUACGUCUAUGACGAGUCCACCAAGACCAUCGAUUCCUUUAUUCGCCUCCUCUCCUUCGAGCUGCAUGAGGAUUGUUAUGAACACGUCACUGAGGGUAAGCACGGGACGCGGCAAUACCGGGUAGCAGUCUCCCUCAAGCUUUGCAUGUACGAAGCCGUCUUCGACAUGGCGGUCUGGGACAAGUUUUCGGCUACGUUGAGCGACGACGACACGGAUCCGCUGCGGGACUUUGUCAAGAGUUGCACUAUUAAUGUGCCAGAGAAGCGAUAA
This is a messenger RNA of Dichotomopilus funicola, 1131 nucleotides long. RefSeq lists its product as uncharacterized. The record is from RefSeq and is a predicted model, not a curated record. The transcript is spliced from 3 exons. NCBI's taxonomy places the organism in Eukaryota, Fungi, Ascomycota, Sordariomycetes, Sordariales, Chaetomiaceae. The coding region runs from base 1 to 1131 and encodes 376 amino acids.